CGCCCAUUGGUCGGGUCCCGAGCGCCUUCCCGGCGUUCGCGGCGGUUUCUCCUGGUUACCGCGAUGGCGGCGAUCGGAGUUCACAUCGGGGGCACGUGCAGCUGUGUGGCCGUUUACAAGGAUGGACGAGCAGAUGUUGUAGCAAAUGAUGCCGGUGACCGUGUUACCCCAGCAGUUAUUGCUUAUAGAGAAAAUGAGAAGAUUGUUGGCUUGGCAGCAAAACAAGGUAGAAUCAGAAAUGCUUCAAACACUAUUGUGAAAGUGAAACAGAUUCUUGGCAGACGUUUUGAUGAUCCUCAAGUUCAGAAGCAUGUGGCUGAAAGUAAAUGUUCUGUUAUUGAUAAGGAUGGCAAACCUAGAUACGAGAUUGAUACUGGGGAAGAGGUCAGGAUUGUCCCUCCAGAAGAAGUAAUGAAGUUGAUUUUUGAGAAAAUGAAGGAAACAGCGCAAUCAGCAUUGGGCUCUGACGUAAAUGAUGUUGUCAUAACUGUCCCACUGGACUUUGGGAAGAACCAGAAAAAUGUGCUAAGGCAGGCAGCCCAGGCAUCUGGUUUCAACGUGUUGCGAUUGAUUCAUGAACCAGCAGCAGCUCUUCUUGCCUUUGGAGUUGGACAGGAGGCACCUGCUGAGAAAAGUAAUGCACUGGUUUACAAACUUGGUGGAUCAUCACUAUCUGUUGCAAUAGUAGAGGUAAAUAGUGGCAUGUACAGAGUCCUUGCCUCUCAUACUGAUGACAGCAUAGGAGGAGAGUGUUUCACAGAAGCCUUGGCACAGUAUUUAGCUUCAGAAUUUCAGAGAUUGUUUAGACACGAUAUAAAGAGCAACGCGAGAGCCAUGAUGAAGCUUAUUAAUAGUGCUGAAGUUGCUAAGCAUACAUUAUCAACUUUGGGAAGUUCAAAUUGUUUUGUAGAUUCACUUCAUGAAGGCUUAGACUUCGAUUGCAGUGUGUCCAGAGCAAGAUUUGAAUCUGUAUGUUCUGCGUUGUUCAGUCAAAGUGUCCAACCUAUUCAGAAGCUUGUGGAAGAAGCAGGACUUUCUGGAAGUGAAAUAUCAAAGGUUGUUCUUUGUGGGGGCUCUGCUCGCAUUCCAAAAUUGCAGCAGAUGAUUCGAGAUCUGUUCCCAGAUGUUGAUUUGUUAAACUCCAUCCCCUCAGAUGAAGUGAUAGCUGUUGGUGCAGCUAUCGAGGCUGCGUUACUGUUGGGAAAGGAGAACAAUUCAUUAGAGGAAGUUUCUGUCAUUGUGGAGUGCUCUGCACGAAACAUUGUUGCUAAGGAGAGUAAUGAGUCCGGAUCUGACACAUACAAGGUAGUGUUUCCGUCAGGUACUCCACUACCAGCAAGAAAACACCAUGCGUUUCAGGCACCAGGAAAUGUUUCCUCUGUCUGCCUUGAGCUGUUUGAGUCUGGCGUUAAAGGAUGUGAACAAGAAAGAAACAAAUUGGCACAGAUUAUUCUCAAAGAUUUACAACUGAAGGAAGGCAGCAACCAUGACAUUUUAUCUGUUCUCACCAUGAAAAGGGAUGGAUCACUGCAUGUCACUUGCACAGAACAAGGAACAGGAAUUUCAGAGGCAGUCACCAUAGAUGCUGCAUCAUAGAUAAUUGAUGAGGAAAGAACUAUUGUAAGCUGAAGAUCCAUAUUGUUGAAAGACCCGCCUUAUUAAAACUACUACUCCAGACAAGCAUUCAUUUUCCUUGAGUAAUAAGGAAAUUCCACCAACUGUAUAAUGUGUUCCACCCUUGGGCCUGAUUAAAUGUUCAUCUGUUUGUUUUUAUUUUAUCAAAGAAAAUCUAGACUAAGGAUUGAAUAUUGAUCCUACUUUGAAAGCACUGAUGCUGGCUUGAUAUUGUCUCUCAAACGAAAGCAAAAUCCUGCAGCUGCUGGAAAUACUCAGGUCAGGCAGUGUCCAUGGGGAAAGUAACAGAGUUAACACUUCAGCUCAUUGACUUUUUGUCUUGAUAUGGUUAACAAGCUUAUCUUAACUGUUUAUUGGCCUAAAUAUAAAAUCAACCCUUUUUUUUUGAAGAAAAAAUUGUUUUCUUUUUGAGUUCGGAAGUGUCUGAAAUACUUUGGCAACCAAAAAAUGAUUAUCCCAGGAAUAAGUCCAAGGAUCAUGAUAUGUGAAGUGUUCAGACAAACUUGGCUAUUCCUUUCAUUCUCUUAAUUAGAAAUAUGUCAUGACAUUUGAAAAAGAUGAAUAUAGGAUAUGAAAUAUCUGAGUUUCUAACACUUUUAAUGUUGUCUAUACUGUAUAUUUUUGUUUCCAUUAUAGCUACAUUAAUAAACUGUACUUUGUAACUAUCA
Molecule: messenger RNA, 2303 nt
Organism: Carcharodon carcharias (great white shark)
Lineage: Eukaryota; Metazoa; Chordata; Chondrichthyes; Lamniformes; Lamnidae
Gene: hspa14
Product: heat shock protein 14
Exons: 14
Coding region: 64-1596 (510 amino acids)
Biological process (GO): protein refolding; cellular response to unfolded protein
Cellular component (GO): cytoplasm; ribosome
Molecular function (GO): ATP hydrolysis activity; ATP binding; misfolded protein binding
Source: RefSeq, a predicted model, not a curated record